AUGAACCAAAACAGAAAUGUAGAUAACGACGUGAAUGGCACUGGAACUUCAGGUGAAGGUGCCUCGUCCGGCAGGUGUUCUGUGGAUGAGCAGCGCAGACCCGGUCGUAACCAAGCGACUGCCAGAAUGAAGUGGACGAAAGAAAUGAAUAUUGUCGUCAUGGAAUGUUUUUAUAGUGCUGAUCCAUUUGAUGAGAAUGAUAUCAGAAAAAAUGGUUGGUUGUCGGAGGUGGAAUUAGAGGCCAUAAGGAGAAGAUUGGUAAAACAGAGUGAAGAAGAACAUCAGCAAGACGAGGAAGAUAUAUUAUCAAGAUCGAAUAUUGAGGAGGUCAAUGAGGCUGACAUUACAAUUGAAGUUAGUGAGGCAGCAGAAAUAACACCUGAGGAGCAAUUGAUCAUUGAUGAAGUAAAAGGAUUGAUGGCACAAGGAGUAACAAGUGAUAACAUCAUGUUUAAGAAAGUUGAUCAGAAGAGAUUAAGUGAAGAAACACUUAAAGUGAAUGGAGCCAUUAAACACCUUGUGACAGCAGAUAUCACCCAAACUAAUAACCUCAUUAAAGCAGCUAGUCUUUGGGUUGCCAAACAGCUAGGAUUGAAGACAGUCAAGAAGGAGAAGAAACAGGACCCAUGGUGGAAGCGACGUAUAGAAGGAGACAUAAAGAAUUUGAAGAAAGAUAUCAGCAUACUUGAAAGAGAAAAAAGAGAAGAACUGAAGCAAAGGUUAUUAGCAAAAGCUGCAAAGAUAAAGAGGUAUGGAGAUAGAAUAACACAAUACAGACAGAAUCGAAUGUUUGCAACGGAGCAGAAAAAAGUGUAUAAGGAACUGAAUGGAGGAGCUAGUGGCGAGAGUGUAAUACCGGAUGCUGAAGAGAGUAAGAAGUUUUGGAGUGAGAUCUGGAGCAUAGAAAAAGAACAUAAUAGACAAGCAGAAUGGUUGCAGGAUCUGAAAAGAGAACAAAGUAACGUAAAUAUGGGAGAUAUGGAGAUCACAGUAGAGAUGGUUAAAACACAGAGUAGAAAGAUCCCUAAUUGGAAGGCCCCAGGAAGAGACGGUGUCCAAGGUUAUUGGAUCAAGCAACUGUCGUCAUUGCACGAGAAUUGCAAAUCAGCUGAAUGA
This is a messenger RNA of Penaeus indicus, 1116 nucleotides long. RefSeq lists its product as uncharacterized. The transcript has 3 exons. Lineage: Eukaryota; Metazoa; Arthropoda; Malacostraca; Decapoda; Penaeidae. The record is from RefSeq and is a predicted model, not a curated record. Bases 1 to 1116 code for a protein of 371 amino acids.